Paramisgurnus dabryanus is the source of this 2507-nucleotide messenger RNA. Its product is annotated as ras-related protein Rab-8B-like. Lineage: Eukaryota; Metazoa; Chordata; Actinopteri; Cypriniformes; Cobitidae. Gene Ontology annotation, molecular function: GTPase activity; GTP binding. The record is from RefSeq and is a predicted model, not a curated record.
UCAGAACGUAAUGAUUUUUGUGUCAGUAUGAACAAGGGGAACCGCGCACGCUGAUAAUCGUACAGGGAAAUACCGGCUUGGUAAAUGGCGAAGACUUACGAUUACCUGUUCAAACUCUUGCUCAUAGGAGACAGCGGAGUGGGGAAGACAUGUCUCCUCUUCAGAUUUAGCGAGGACGCCUUUAACACCACCUUUAUCUCCACAAUCGGAAUUGAUUUCAAAAUCAGAACGAUUGAGCUAAAUGGAAAGAGAAUCAAACUCCAGAUAUGGGACACAGCAGGACAGGAAAGAUUCAGGACUAUCACCACUGCAUACUACAGGGGCGCUAUGGGCAUUAUGUUGGUGUAUGAUAUCACCAGUGAAAAAUCAUUUGAGAACAUAAAAAACUGGAUUCGUAAUAUUGAGGAGCACGCAUCAUCUGAUGUCGAGAGGAUGAUUCUUGGAAACAAGUGUGACAUGAAUGACAAAAGACAAGUGUCUAAAGAGAGAGGAGAGAAAUUGGCGAUUGAUUACGGGAUCAAGUUCUUGGAAACAAGCGCAAAAACCAGUGUAAAUGUAGAGGAAUCUUUUAUCACCCUCGCCAGAGACAUUAUGGCCCGACUUAACAAAAAAAUGAAUGAUGGUGGCCAUACAGAUGGCGGGGGACCGGUAAAGAUCUCAGAAAAACGCUCCAAAAAGCACAGCAUCUUCAAAUGUUCUCUGCUGUAACUCUCGAGUGCAGCGUUCACUCGAUGUGACUUGGUGACAACCACAAACGCUCUGCUGGUAUAAUGUAUCACAUGAGCCACUGCAAAGAGCCACAAUUUCAGGCUCGAGGGCAGAAUGAGCUUCCAGUUUCCAAGCCCCUAAAGUCAAGAUGGAACAAAGAGGAACGGUGGAGUUAUGAGAUAUUUGGUUGCUUCACUGUGGUAGAGUGGUAAUACGAAACGUUUCCUUUGUCGUGUGGUGGUAAUCGUGAAAAUGUGUUGGUUCAUUUCAAAAGAUAACGAAUGGAUUUGUCUUGAUAUGUUUUUGGAAUCAUACUGCAUAUGCUGUCUUAAAGAAAUUGCUGCUGAAAGCUUAGAUCAUAACAUUUAUAUGUAUUAGUAAAAGUUUGAGUAUUUCAUGUGUUUGUAUGAUAGAUCUUUCUGUUUUUAUACAGCAUAUACUUACAUAAGUUUAAAAAAUGACAUUUUUGGAACGCCUGUAGGUUAAAAGCACUUUACAUGUGUUUUCAAUGAGCUCUCGUCACAGGCACAUGUCCAUGUAUAGCACAUACAGAGGUCAGUACAUCCACUGGAAGGUUUAAAGAUAGCACAUGAUGGUCACAGUAAAACAUCUCCAGGUCAGGUAACACACAAAAUCAUGUUUAAACUUAUGAUCUGUGUGUAAAGCCAUUGUAAAGUUUAAAAAAUACAUGGGUUUUACAAACACAUCAUUUUGAAUCUAACAUGACACUGAUUUGUGCAAAUUAUGUAAAUAUCUUUUAUCAUUCGAAACCUGUUAAUAUUUUUUUGUCAGAGAGGUGUGAUGAUGAAGCUGAGAUAAUAAGAUCCUUAUUUAGCAGUGUUAGAAUUAAUAUAUUCAUUUGAUAAGUAAUCUGAGGAUAAUUUAAAGACUUGGCCGUAUAAAGUUGGCUUUAUGCGAACAAGAAUUGAAAGAAGAAAUAUGGGGAUGGUUGUUGUGUCUGUUACCUAUUAUAAUUUUUUGCACUUCAAUGAAUACUGUAUUAAAGUCACGAAUGCAUGCUCAUGAAAAGUAAUUUGCCGAAUAACUGCCUCCUAAGUGUAUAAUUCCGGGUACAUUUGGUGUCCAACGUCAUUAUUUUCAGCUAUGCGAGACAUUUUUUACAGAAAAUUUUCAAUUGUUAUGGCCUGUGAUUUAUGAAAAUGACUACCAAAUUAAAAAUAUAAUGACUUUGGACACCAAAUGUACCUGCAAUUAUAUACUGUAAUCACCUAUAAGCUGAUGUUUUUAUUCGAUUUUUUUUUCACUUUUGCAUAAUGUGUUCAAUGUAUAAGUGAUUUUUAUUUACUGUUUAUAUAAUUUACAUCACCCGAGGCUCUUAAAAGAAAUGUGCAGUUGCCAAAAAAUGUAUUUUCUCAUACAGUCAACUUGUCUGUUUCAAAAGACACUGGAUGGCACUGUUGCCUUUGACACUUGUCAUAACUGCACUAUUGUUUUCAAAUGUACAUUUUGGUCUCCUGUAUAAGCGGUUCUAAUGAUUACCUCAGAAGAGGAUGUAUAGCAAAGGUGGCAACCUCCUAAAAGAGUUAAAGCAAUAAAAGCCCCCUUUUGGGAAUUCUUUCUUCCAACUAUUUGUGCUGAUAUUGGGAAUAGUAAUGCCUUGGAUCCAUUAAUCUGUUUAAAUUCAUGUUAAAGAAUGUACUGAUGAUCAUUUACCUUGACUUAUGUAGCAUAUAUCAUGCAUACUACUGACAUUCAGAUGGGACCAUUGUUACGCAAGUAUGUUUAAUUUAUAUUCAUGACCUUAUUUGUAAGACAUAACAUUGUGUUAUUGGACUCUA